GGCUAUUUUUCUCUCUUCUGAUUGGUCAGUUCGAAUCGUCUAUUUAGUCUCUGGACAAGCUUCGAGCUUUGCCUACCGUCGCAGCACGAAAAAAAGCCAAUUUUACCCGUAGACCGUCGACUUCUGGCAUUUUCUCACUGUGGUAGUAUGUCCGGGAGUUCCAACGUGGAGAACUUGUCACCUCAGAUUAUCCGGCAGGUGGCAAAAGAAGUUCUUGACCUCGCUAACAACCCGCCUGAAGGGGUCAAAGUGUUUCCAAAUGAACAGGACAUCACAGAUGUACAGGCCACUAUUGAGGGCCCGGGGGGAACUCCGUAUGAAGGUGGCCAGUUCAAAAUUAAGUUGUCCCUUGGGAAGGACUUUCCCCAGACUCCUCCCAAGGGAUUCUUCUUGACCAAGAUUUUCCACCCCAACGUUGCCAAGAAUGGAGAGAUUUGUGUCAACACACUGAAGAAAGACUGGAAAGCCGAUCUUGGUCUCAAACACGUCCUUCUCACCAUCAAGUGUCUUCUGAUUUAUCCCAACCCUGAGUCUGCCCUGAAUGAAGAAGCCGGAAAGCUGCUCUUGGAACAGUAUGACAACUACUCGGAAAGAGCGCGAAUGAUGACAGAAAUUCAUGCCAAGCCCACGACAAAGACUGCGCCCACGAAAAACGAAGACACAAACUGUCCAUCUACCUCAGGAAUGCAAUCUACCAGUGAAGGGCCGAUGGCAAAAAAGCACGCAGGAGACAAGAAUGCAGCAGAGAAAAAGAAGAAAGACAAAAAAAGAGCACUCAGACGUUUGUAGCAGUUCCCUUCCAUCUUGUAUCAGCAUGCCUGCUACCUGGUUAAAGAAAACAGUUCAAUUUUGUACCAUCAUUGUAGGUAACCAUUAAUCUAUCCUCAACACAGCUUUUGUAUACAAUGUAAAAUGACAAUAUUUGGUGAAAACAGAUGUAUUAAUUGCUAUUAUUUACUUUAAUGGGAACCAUAUUUCAUAACUUGCUAUUCAAUUAUGUGAAGCAAAGAAAAUGAUUCGGUACUACUACUGUACUUUAUGUUGUAAGUGUUCAAAGGUACAUUCCUUUCCAUUUCUCUCUACAUAAAUUCCCUUUUUUGAGUUCAGAAUUAUUGGCUAUGUAUGACUGCAGUUGUAUUGCUAUCAUGGAAUUAUCAUUGCUAUGGAAAUCACCAUUAGGCCAUUGUACAUCCAUUUAUUACUCUGUGAGUUCAGCUUCUGUGUAGGCCAAAAACAAAAAAUACUAGUUCUGUAGAACAUUGCAUGUAGCUAUAGAAUAUCCUUAUGUAAGUGUGAAAGUGUGUCUUAUGUUUUUCCCUCUGUAGAAUCUAUUGUUUUAGUUUUCCUUAAUAGAAUGUAGUUAGAUACUUUGUCUCGACUCUACAAACAAUCUUAGAAUUAUGGUUCAAAAGUCUGUUGUCAUGCAGAAAAUCAAAUAAAACUCCAAAAGUUGUUCCAAAAGCA
Messenger RNA from Branchiostoma belcheri (Belcher's lancelet), 1464 nucleotides. RefSeq names its product ubiquitin-conjugating enzyme E2 S. The transcript is spliced from 3 exons. The coding region runs from base 148 to 789 and encodes 213 amino acids. The record is from RefSeq and is a predicted model, not a curated record. NCBI's taxonomy places the organism in Eukaryota, Metazoa, Chordata, Leptocardii, Amphioxiformes, Branchiostomatidae.